AUGGAUCCCAACCCAGAGCAAGUAUUUGACCCCUCUGCCCCAGGUGAUGAAGGACCCCAAGACUUCAGUCUCGAGCCCUGGUGUGACGGUGAUUCAGCGACCGUAACCAGGCUCCUAGACACCCAAGCCUCUUCCAAGACCCUUGAGGAGGUCAUUCAAGAAGCAAAGCAGAAAGCCUCCAGCAUCUUUGCCAACUAUGAUACUCUGAAUGCCAUCCUCUUACGACAUGAGAGCAUCAUCCAGAGCCGCUGGACCAAGAAGAAGAGGACCCAACAGGCUGAGGUUCUCGACAAGGCUUGGCCCGGUAUGGCUGAAAUCCAUCGACCGGACCUUGUCGCGCUCUACAAAAAAGCCAAGCUGUCGGGGCCAGCCGAUGUCAAGGCCCACAUCGAUUCUUUCAAAUGGCCACACAUCAACAAGGAAGACUUGCUCAAGCCGAGGUCGUUACUCCUGCUGCUGAAUGCUCGUGGUCGACACCAGCCGACAGAGUUUGCUGCCGCUGACUUCGAAGCCAUGCAUCUGGGGCUUGCCGCCAAGAAGGUGAUGCCCAUCUACCUCAACGAACAUGUCAUGAUUCUACAUAAGAUUUCAGACCGAGAGAAAUAUGGCACGCUCCUUGCGUGGAAUGAACAUAAAGACACGUUUGAAUGGAUGAAGACCAGGUCUCAAUUCUUACCAGGAGAAGGUCUGCUGGUCCUUGAAGCCCAAGAGAGGCUCAUGGAAUUCCUCGUCAAGGUUUGCAAGAUUAUUCUUCACGACAUUCCUGCUGAGUCUCUUGUUGGUGGAGACUCGGUUAUCCAGCCGGAGCCCCAUCUCAAGAGGAAUGCAGAAAUAGAUGGAUUCGAGUCAUUCGCAGCGAUGGCUGCUGAACGUCCAUAUCGCCUCCCCGCCGAGAUCAGUUUUGACCAGAUAGAGGCGAUUCUCGGAGCUGCCGAGUCUGCCGCAGACGAUCAUUUCUGGUCGAUGCGCAUUGAUCCGGGCUACUUCGCUGAUACGAUUCAGGCUGCCAGAGAGCACCGGAAGGAAACCCUCAAGGAUACAAUGGGUCAAACUCACCCAAUCCUCAAGGGGGCCCGCAAAGAUGAGUUCCUCUCUCGCGUGGUGGGAUCUGUCAUCGCCACUGCCAUCGAACAACUGGAAAUCUUUACCAGGCUUCGGGAGCAGGCUCAAACGCUACGGUCGCUGCACAAGAGAUACGAAAGCACGCUCUCUUCGGAUGAAGAUCUGCCCGAUGACUUCCUCUCUGCCAUCUUGAGAUUCAGGCACUAUCUCGGGCAGUCAUCCAAUUCAUCAUUUGGUCAGCUACAAACGGCCUUUCCAGCAUCCCCCACUGCUCGUAAAUAUUACGUUCGACUGCCGCCGCGAAAUGCGUUCAGCUCCAGAGACCAGGUCAUAAUGGAGCCCGAUGCAUGCAUGAGCGAGCCUGAGAGCGACGCCACCAUGCUUCUCCAAUUGAUGUGGAGAAAGGACAAGGAAAAAGAUCUUUCCUUGCUUGGCCUCGCCACCGUCAUGGACGAGCUCGAUCGCGUGGUUCAGUCCAACCCCAGCGCGAAGAAGCUCAUCUCUCCAACAGUUGCAGGACUAAUUGGUGAUCUAUCCAUCAUCUCUCAAUGCUGUGACCAGAUUGACCAUUUCUUGCCUUGGGCGAGGGGCUUCGAGGACAAGCUUUUUGAACAGCAGAAAGGGAUCACGGCGGAAUUCGUAAAGAAUGCAGGCCCUUUGGAAACUGUGAGGAAGAGCCUUGACGAGAAGAAAAUCAUGCAAGCGGCGAAAUUGUGCGAUCCGUCGGACAAGAAGCUUGAGUAUCCAACUUCCGGUCGGCGAACCAAGGAAACAACCGAGACGAUGCGGCGGGCAGAGGAGACCCUUGAGUACUUCUGGGUUCAGAUUGAUAAGAUCAUCCAGAAAGAAUGUUCAGAACUGGACCGCUUUGCCUUUUGGAGAAUGCUCUCGCAGCCCCGUCAUAUCCAGAGGACCCCAGAAUGGGUCGACCCAAAGACCAAGCAAGCCAAAGCCUCACAGGUGAACAAUGUCGAUGCUGUCGACAUGAUCUACAGACCAUUGUCCAAUCUCUUUAUUGGCCACCAAGACCAAGGACAGUCCAGACAUGCGAGAGACAAGGCAAAGACUAAGACAAAGACCAAGACAAAAGGGCAGCCAUCUGAGAACCAACAUGAAGCCUCUCUUGCCAUUGACGUUCAAGCGAUGGCCCCCCCAGUGGCUGAUCUGCCCUCAAUCCCCGUCGAUGCACGUUCCCUGAAAGUUUUCAGAACAGUCUUCUACAAUCCCAACGUUACAUCAACACCCGGAAUGCUUGCAUGGACUGACUUCGUCUACGCUAUGACCUCUACCGGCUUGUUCUCAGCCGAGAAGAGUCAGGGAUCAGCAUGGCAGUUCCACCGGGUCGACAGCAACCUGAGGGGGGUUCAAUUUCACGAGCCUCACCCGGACCCAAAGUUGCCAUUUGAGACGGCACGACACUACGGAAGACGCAUGCAUCGGGCGUACGGCUGGGUGGGCACAAUGUUUGUGCUGAAGGAGAAGAAGAAGAGUAUCAAGCCAUCGGAAGCUUUGGUCGCUAUCGAUGCAUCUUGA
Clonostachys solani is the source of this 2595-nucleotide messenger RNA. Lineage: Eukaryota; Fungi; Ascomycota; Sordariomycetes; Hypocreales; Bionectriaceae. The record is from the annotation of a GenBank genome assembly.